This is a messenger RNA of Coturnix japonica (Japanese quail), 1070 nucleotides long. RefSeq names its product midkine (gene MDK). NCBI's taxonomy places the organism in Eukaryota, Metazoa, Chordata, Aves, Galliformes, Phasianidae. Gene Ontology annotation, molecular function: growth factor activity. The record is from RefSeq and is a predicted model, not a curated record.
CAGCGCUCGCACGCGGGGACAGGGGGACACGAGGACGCCCCUCGCAGGGGCUCGAGCCCCCGACAGCCGAGCCGAGCCGCUCGGCCCCUCCCCGCUGAGCAGCUCCCCCAGCCCCCGGGGCCGCCCCUCGGCCCGCCGCCCGCCUUUGUGGCUGGUCGUGCAGCCGGGGGGCAGAGGAGGGGCUUGCACGGGGACUUUGGGCUCCGACCACCUCGGGCUGCCGGCGGGGCCCGACGUCAGGGGCCGCUGUGCUGAGCUGCGCCGCGCGGGGCUCCGCACGCGGCCGCCACACAAAGGCAACGGCGCCGCUCCGCGCCGCAGGCAGGAUGCAGCCCCGGAGCCUCCUCCUCCUCCUGGCACUGCUGCUGCUGGCGGCCACCGCCGAGGCUGCCAAAGCCAAGAAAGAGAAGGCAAAGAAGGAGGGUUCCGAGUGCCAGGACUGGCGCUGGGGACCCUGCGUCCCCAACAGCAAGGACUGCGGGCUGGGCUACCGCGAGGGCACCUGCGGCGAUGAGAGCAGGAAGCUCAAGUGCAAGAUCCCCUGCAACUGGAAGAAGAAGUUUGGAGCUGACUGCAAGUACAAGUUUGAGAGCUGGGGAGGGUGCAGCGCACAGACGGGUGUGAAAACACGCUCGGGCGUCCUGAAGAAAGCGCUGUACAAUGCCCAGUGUGAGGAGGUGGUCUAUGUGAGCAAGCCCUGCGCCGCCAAGAUGAAGGCCAAGGCCAAAGCAAAGAAGGGCAAGGGGAAGGACUAGAGCGGGGCGGACGGCAUCCUCAGCCCCGGACACACGUGCCUCUCCCACCACAGUGAGCCACACUCCAGCCUUCCUCUUCUCCUUCUCCUCCUCUUCUUCCUCCUCUCCCCACCUCAUCUGCCACGGAGAUGCCUUGUUUAAUCGCUAGUUUUGUUGAGAGCAGACCCACUGGCCCUGGGAAGCUGCUGCCACUACCCUGGUGGCUGCUGCAGCCACACUGACCAUUGUGAUGGAGUGGUGCCGCCUGGGUGCUCUCACCUCUUUUGGGAAAUGGGUUUUGGUUUCUUUUCCAAUAAAAAUCUUUUUAAAAAAACA